Trichosurus vulpecula (common brushtail) is the source of this 1671-nucleotide messenger RNA. RefSeq names its product solute carrier family 22 member 20-like. Bases 1 to 1671 code for a protein of 556 amino acids. The transcript has 10 exons. Gene Ontology annotation, cellular component: membrane. NCBI's taxonomy places the organism in Eukaryota, Metazoa, Chordata, Mammalia, Diprotodontia, Phalangeridae. Gene Ontology annotation, molecular function: transmembrane transporter activity. The record is from RefSeq and is a predicted model, not a curated record. Gene Ontology annotation, biological process: transmembrane transport.
AUGGCCUUCACUGAGUUGCUGGACACCUUGGGUGGUGUGGGCCGCUUCCAGAUGCUGUACACCGCCCUACUCUUAUUCCCCUGUUCCCUUCUAGCUUGCCACAAUUUUCUCCAAAACUUCACAGCCGCUGUCCCCCAGCACCACUGCCAGAGCCAUGCAAACAGGACAGGGAACACCAACCUCACAGGGGAGAACUGGUGGCAGGCGUCCAUCCCCAUGGACCAGCACCAGAGGCCCGAGCCUUGCCUGCGCUUUGUCCAGCCUCAGUGGGCACUAUUGGACCCUAAUGCCACAAUCAGUGGGGCGGCCACUGAGGGCUGUGAGGAUGGAUGGACCUAUGACCGGAGCAUCUUCCCCUCCACCAUCGUGACUGAGUGGGAUCUGGUGUGCGACUCAAAGCCCAUGAGGGACCUGGCUCAGACGGUCUACAUGGCAGGGGUGCUGGUGGGGGCUGCUGUGUUCGGCAGUGUGGCAGACAGGUGGGGCCGGAAGGCUCCCCUCAUCUGGUCCUACCUGCAGCUUGCUGUGUCUGGGGCCUGCUCAGCCUACUUCAGCUCCUUCAUUGUCUACUGCGUCUUUCGUUUCCUGACGGGCAUGACUUUUUCUGGGAUCAUUCUCAACUCUCUUUCUCUGGUUGUGGAGUGGAUGCCCACCCAAGGACGGACAGUGGCUGGAGCCCUCUUGGGCUAUGCCUUUACCCUGGGGCAGAUCCUGCUGGCAGGAGUGGCGUACCUUGUUCGGCCUUGGAGAUGGUUGCAGUUUGCUGUCUCUGCCCCCUUCUUGGUCAUCUUCCUGUACUCUUGGUGGCUGCCCGAGUCCUCCCGCUGGCUCCUCCUCCAUGGAAAAUCCCAUUUGGCCAUCCAGAACCUGCGGAAAGUGGCCAGCCUAAAUGGAAAGAGGAAGGAAGGGCAACGAAUUACCAAAGAGAUGGUGAGUGCCUACAUGCAGAGUGAGACUUCAGUCGGACGACCCUCUAGUUCUGUCCUGGACCUCUUUCGGACCCCAGCCAUUCGCAAGGUCACUUGCUGCCUCAUGGUUGUCUGGUUCUCCAACUCCUUGGCUUACUAUGGCCUGGCCAUGGACCUGCAGAAGUUUGGCCUCAGCAUUUACCUGGUCCAGGUGAUGUUCGGGGUCAUCGACAUCCCAGCCAUGCUGGUCUCCACCACCACUAUGAUUUACGUGGGGCGCCGGGCCACCGUGGCUUCGUUCCUGAUCCUGGCAGGAUUCAUGGUGAUCGCCAACGUGUUUGUCCCAGAAGAUAUGCAAACCCUGCGGACAGCCCAGGCAGCCCUGGGGAAGGGCUGUCUGGCCAGCUCCUUCAUCUGCGUGUACCUCUUUGCAGGGGAGCUGUACCCAACACAGGUCAGGCAGAUGGGCAUGGGAUUUGUUUCUGUGAAUGCCCGUGUGGGAGGCAUGGUGGCCCCAUUGGUCUCCAUGUUGGGAGAGUACCACAGUGCCCUGCCCCCUGUGAUCUUUGGGGCUACUGCCAUCUUGGCUGGGGUGGCAGUCUGCUUCCUCAUGGAGACCCGCAACAUGCCCCUGGUGGAGACCAUCGACGCAAUGGAGAGAAGGGCCAAAGGAUGCCUUUCCCAGGAGGGUACAGAAGAAAAGAGUGAAGAAGUGAGUCUGCAGCCCAUAGGGAUUUCUUCUCACAUAAAAGAAACCAUCUAA